GCACGCGCAUGUGGCGCCGAGGUGCAGACUCCAAGGGUGCAGUGGCCAACUUUGUGGAAACAGAGCAAGUGGUGACGGUGGAUGGGGGUGCUGUUGCAUCAUACGUGCAGAUCAGGGGAUCCAUCCCGGUGCUGUGGGAGCAGAUCGUCAACCUCACGUACAAGCCCAAGCUCCAAACCGUCGUCACAGCCGAGCAGCCAUUUGAAGCGCCCCUGAGGCAGCACCUUAGGGGGCUUAAGGAGAUCUACGGCCCUGUCAUUGCUGUUGACCUGGUCAACCAGCACGGUGGGGAGAGCCGCAUCGGAUCAGCAUAUGCUGGUGCUGUGAACGCCAUCAAGGACCCUGACAUGCGCUACGUGCCGUUUGACUUUCACCACGAGUGCGGAGCUACCAAGUACCACCAGCUCUCUCAGCUGGAUGAUCAGAUCGGCAAAGACAUGGAGGCACAGGGGUUCUUCCUGCAAGGCAAGGACGGGACGGUGCAGAAGCAGCAGCACGGCACAGUGCGCACCAACUGUGUUGACUGCCUUGACCGCACCAACGUCACCCAGAGCUGGUUUGCGCGGCAUGUGCUGGAGCAUGAGCUGAGGCAGAUGGGCCUGCUGGGGAAGGACGAGACCGUGGCGGAGCACAGUGACUUUGACGCCAAGUACAAGAUCAUGUGGGCGGACCAUGGUGAUGACAUCAGCACACAGUACACGGGCACGCCAGCACUCAAGGGAGACUAUGUGCGGUAUGGCAAGCGCAGCCCGGAGGGGUUCCUCCAGGAUGGGGUCAGUGCUGUGAUGCGAUACUUCUUCAACAACUACACUGAUGGCGUGCGGCAGGACGGCCUGGAUUUGGUCAUGGGUAACUAUACGGUCAAGCAAGGCGCUCCAUCUCCUUUCACACGCACGGGCAUUGAGAGAUACACUAACCUGAGGGUGGCACUCGUGGUGCUCGUGGCCUCCACGUACCUCUUCAUCCGAAACGUCAUCCCUU
Molecule: messenger RNA, 981 nt
Organism: Closterium sp. Yama58-4
Lineage: Eukaryota; Viridiplantae; Streptophyta; Zygnematophyceae; Desmidiales; Closteriaceae
Source: the annotation of a GenBank genome assembly